Molecule: messenger RNA, 2555 nt
Organism: Ceratotherium simum simum (southern white rhinoceros)
Lineage: Eukaryota; Metazoa; Chordata; Mammalia; Perissodactyla; Rhinocerotidae
Gene: ZSWIM1
Product: zinc finger SWIM-type containing 1
Molecular function (GO): zinc ion binding
Source: RefSeq, a predicted model, not a curated record
UUUAUUUUCCUUUUCAUUUUCGGCCUCUGAGGGAGUUUCCAUAGUAGCAUGCCCUUCCAGUCGUCUGUCUACCGGAAUCCAGGCUCCAGAGUUCCAGCCUCAGGGCUCAGACUCGCGGGAAUGCAAGCGUCCUCAGGCUUUCAUUGGUUACCGCCAGCCGAGCCCCUCGUAACCCUGGUAACAGCACCGCCCACGAAUUGCCAGGCUGCGAUUGGUCCGUACGCCUAAGACCGAAAACGAACUCUUCAGGCCAUUGGGCCGAGUCACAGCGAAGCUGGCGCCGCGGUUAGUGAUCCUAGAGAUCAGUCAGUCAGAGGCAGGGUCAAAUAGGGAGAAAUGGCGACCGAGCCAGCCUGUGGGUGAGUGAUUUCUGAAGCGGUGGAGGUGUGAGGCAGCUGGUGACUGCGGUCAGCCAUGACAUGUCUCCCAAAGGGGCGGGAGGUUGACUGCUCUUCUGGCUCCAGGCGGACUCUGAAUGGGGACGUCAGACGUCCACGUCCUCCCACCCGCGUUGGAGGCCCAUCUUUGGAACAAGAUCUGGGAACUACAAUCCAGCCUCAGGCCUCAACUUAGUUGGAGCUUGAGAGACUGAGAGCCUCCUGGACAGCAGCCUCACAGAGACAGUACUUUGACCUUGGCAUCUAGACUUCUCCCAUCUCCCCCAUGUCCCUAACAAUGCUGAAUGAGCUCCUGAUUGAGGACCCAAGCCCACCUAUGCUGCUGUACCAGGGUAGCAAGACUGCCCAGUUAGAUACCCUCAACUAUCAGAGCUGCUUUAUGCAGGGCGUCUUUGCCCAUUUCCCUGAGAUCUUAUUUAUCCACCGCACCUAUAACCCAAAGGGCAAGGUGUUAUAUACCUUCCUGGUGGAUGGACCUCAGGUGCAGCUGGAGGGUCACCUUGCCCGGGCAGUCUACUUCGCCAUUCCUGCCAAGGAGGAUGCUGAAGACUUGGCCCAGAUGUUCCAGGUGUUCAAGAAGUUUAACCCAGCAUGGGAGAGAGUUUGUACCAUCCUGGUGGAUCCCCACUUCCUUCCCCUGCCCACCCUAGCCAUGGAGUUCCCUGCAGCUGAGGUCCUGCUCUCAGCCUUCCACAUCUGUAAGUUCCUCCAGGGUAAGUUCUAUCAGCUGUCUCUUGAACAGCCUGUGGAGAGGGUGCUCCUGACCUCACUGCAGAGCACGAUGUGCUCGGCCACAGCUGGCAACCUGAGGAAGUUGUAUACACUCCUGAGUAACUGCAUCCCCCCAGCCCAGCUGCCUGAGCUCCACUCACACUGGCUGCUCAAUGACCGCAUCUGGCUGGCCCACCGCUGGAGAAGCCGAGCCGAGAGCAGCCGCUACUUCCAGGGCCUGGAGGUCACCACCCGUGUCCUCAGCCAGUUCUUUGGCACCGCCUCGUCUGUGGAACAAGGCAUGACCUCUCUGCUCCGAUACAUGCAGCAGAACUCUGGAGACAAGGCAAGCUUCAGCCUGGGCCUGAGUCCCCAGAACAGUCAUGCCCCCUCAGACGUCAGCCCUGAAAGCCCCAAAGUGGAGCAGUCGGUAGAAGCCCGCAUCCAGCACUCCCUUAAUGCCAUCUGCACGGGACCAGCAGCCCAGCUCUGCCUGGGUGAGCUUGCAGUGGUCCAGAAAUCCGUGCACCUCAUUGGCUCUGGCUCAGAAAAGGUGAACAUACAGAUCCUGGAGGACACCCAUAGGGUGCAGCCGCAGCCCCCUGCCAGCUGCAGCUGCUACUUCAACCAGGCCUUCCACCUGCCCUGCCGCCACAUCCUGGCCAUGCUCAGUGCCCGCUGCCAGGUGCUCCAGCCCGACAUGCUGCCAGCUCAGUGGACAGCAGGCUGUGCUGCCAGUCUGGACGACAUCCUGGGCACUAAGUGGAGUGAGACCCUGGAUAAGCACUUGGCAGUGGCCCUCCUCACUGAGGAGGUGGGUCAGCUCUUGCAGCACUGCAGCCAGGAGGAGUUUGAGCGGCGGUACAGCACCCUGCGGAAACUGGCCGACAGUUGGAUCGGCCCUUAUGAGCAGGUCCAACUCUGAUUACCCUCAACGCCCAGAGAUGCUCAUACACAUGUACAUGCUCACAUCUACCCCUACACACACACACACUCACACUGUUUUACUUCCAUGGGCCCUCCUUCCAGGAAAGGACACGAGUUCUGUCUUAUUGCAGCCUGCUACCUAAAAUGUGUCUAGUUCCCUAAGACAAGAGUCAGCAAAUCUUUUCUGUAAAGGGCCCAAUAGUAAAUAUCUUAGACUUUGCUGGCCACAGACAGUCUCUGUUGUAUAUUCUUUUUUUAGUUGUGGAUUUUUAAAACCUCUUCACAAGGUAAAAACCAUUCUUAGCUCAAGGGCCUUACAAAAACAGGUAACCCCUGCUCUAAGAUAAGAGAUAAGACACUGAGUGGAGAUGGAGGGCUGGGCCUUGGUUACAGAUGACUCACCUGACCCACAGAGGAAGAGGCCCCCUCAGGGGAGGUGGCUCAGCCAGGCUCCCAGCCUCUCCUCCUCCCCCCACUCACCCAUCCUGAGUUCAUUAAAGUUGAAUGUUGCCUAUUCCA